AUGGCAGAGAGACACGUCUAUCCACAAUCAAAACCCACGAGGAACUGGUUACUCUACCAGACAACGCUCUUCGCGACGCCACAACGCAAACUGCCGAUUUUAGCGUUGCGGUGCCGCAACGCGGUGAAAUAUGCGCCGCCGUGCGGCACCGCGCCACCAAAACCGGCGUUGACGCUACUGCCAAUUGCUGUGUUCCUCAAGAUGGUUCCCGUCACAGUAGAAGGUCCCAAAGGGAAAGUGGACACCUACGCAAUGUUGGACGACGGGAGCACCGUAAGCCUGAUUCAGACAGACUUAGCGGACGCCGUAGGAGCUAUAGGACCUGCCACGCCGCUAUGUCUCGCAGGCGUAAGCAAUAUGGAAGCAGAGCCCGAAAUAAGCAGACAGGUGAAAGUGUGUGUACGUGGGAAGGGUUUGGAAACCGCCUACGAUCUCAUCUUCACGACUGUGCGACGUAUAGGCCUACGCACGCAACGGAUGAGCAAGAAGAUCAUGGAACUAGAACACUUCAAAAAUAUUCCGACUGCGUGCUACGAGGAGGCUGUACCCAAACUGCUCAUCGGCGUUGAUCAAUGGCCUGUGUUGCUGCCACAGGAAGCAAUCAUAAGGGGUUUAAACGAGCCAGCGGCAGUCCUAACGGGACUAGGAUGGGUAAUCUUCGGGGGCAGACCACGGCUAGUCAUCCCUAGGGAAGGCGAAGAGCACCUGAUAUUACACUGCCGCGAGAAGGAUGAGAACCUGGACUCCAUGCUAAGAGACUAUUUUAACAUAGACUCGCUAGGAAUAAAAAAUAUCAAGAAAGUGGAUCCGCAAGUCCAAAGGGCCGUGGAUAUUUUGGAUAAAACAAUAAAGAAAAUCGACGACAACGGACCACUCUAUGAAGUGGGCCAGCUAUGGCGGGACGACGAGCCGCGAAUGCCACCAACCUUGCAGACUGCGAUAAGUCGAUUAAGGAGUAUCGAGCGCAAGAUGGACCGGGAUCCGGCAUUCGCAGAGAGUUAUAAGGAGCAAAUUGAUAAUUUGUUAAAGAAAAAAUACGCCGAGCCCCUUGAGGAACCGCCAGAUAGCAAGAUAGCGUGGGUGUUGCCGCAUUUUGCGGUAACUAAUCCGAAUAAGCCGGGCAAAAUAAGAUUAGUCUUCGACGCUGCAUGCCGCGUCCAAGGGAAAUGCCUAAAUGAUUUUCUUUUGGAAGGGCCGGAUAUACUACAGUCACUGAUAGGGAUUCUCUUUCGGUUCCGCGAAGGACAGUUUGCAGUUGUGGCGGAUCUACAGGAAAUGUUCCUCCAAAUAAAAAUAAGGGCCGAGGAUCAACCGUCACAAAUGUUUAUUUGGAGAGGGGACCGCCGGACAGGGAAUCCACAUUUCUACAAAAUGACGAGCAUGCUCUUUGGCGCAGCAAGCUCACCAUUUUUGGCCCAUAGUGUCAGGAACAGGAACGCUAUGGACAACGCAGAGGAGUUCCCGGAUGCUGUGGAGGACAUCAUCCGUAAUCACUAUAUGGACGAUUACGUGGCCAGCUACCCGGAUGAAAAGGAACUCUUACAUCAUGCUACGCAGGUUGCGUCGUCGCAUGCCAAGGGAGGGUUUCAGUUGCGAGGCUGGGCUUCAAACAGUGUGAAGCUACUUCAAAAGAUCCCGGCGGAAUUACACGCGAGCACACCGGCACAGCUCGGCAAAGGCAAGGAGAACAAGAUCCUCGGGAUGUACUGGAACCCUGAAACCGACCAGUUGGGCUUCAACACAACGCUGAUAAGGGUACCGGUCGAAGUAAAGGAAAUGAGACAGACGCCUACAAAGAGGCAAAUGUUAUCGGCCGUGUUGUCAGUAUAUGACCCACUGGGGCUUUUGAGCCAUUACACUAUAACAGCAAAGGUCCAGCUACAAAAUCUAUGGGCCAAAAAGCUGGACUGGGACUCGCCACUGCCAGAAGAGGAUAAGCGCGACUUCGAGGUUUGGCUGCGAGCCCUAAACAGUGUCGCGAAACUUAGGAUACCAAGAUGCUAUCUUUCAACGGGGGCAGUGGCGAGAAGGGAAUUACACGUCUUCGUAGACGCCAGCACAAAAGCAUAUGCAUGCGUGGCGUACUGGCUAGUGACCUCAAACGACGGGGAUGCCCAAGUGAGUCUAAUCGCAGCAAAAAGUAAGGUUGGGCCAACGAGGCAACUCAGUAUACCACGCAUGGAGCUACAGUCGGCGCUCAUCGGAUCAAGGCUCCAGCAAGUUAUCCGAGAGGAGCAUCGCCUAACACCAGAUCAAGUCGUCAUGUGGACGGACUCAAAGACUGUGCUGCAUUGGGUCCGCAACGACGCAAAACGGUACAGCGCCUAUGUGGCUAACCGCUUAGGUGAGAUAGCGGAGCUGACAAUACCGAAACAGUGGCGCUGGGUUCCCACGAAAGAAAACCCGGCGGACGAAGCUACUCGCCCGGACAAGGAUCGGCGAGUGACCUUCGAAAGCCGAUGGUAUCAAGGACCAGACUUUCUUAAGCGCCCAGAGGAAGAAUGGCCACAGGAGAAGAUAAAAGAAGACAUUGAAGAAGUUCUUCCCGAGUAUGAAGAAGUUGUCUGCGCUGCCCAGGAAGAGCCAAGGGUCAACAAAGAGCCGAUUCCAGACGUCGAGCGAUUCUCAAACUUCAAUCGUUUGUUGAACGCCACGGCACGAGUUUUUCAAUUUAUCGAUUGUCUUAGGAGUCGACAACGACAGCCGCUACUAGUCAUACAUAGGAAAAAGGCGGAGCAUCUACUUUUUCAGUAUGCUCAACGCACAAGCUUUCCUGAGGAGUAUCGGAUUCUGGCUAAGGACGAGCCCGUCAGCCGCAAGAGUCGACUGCACGAUUUGGACCCAGUAUUAAGCCCAGACGGACUAAUACGCAUGCGAGGACGGCUCAAUGCAGCGCCAGUACAAGGGUUAGAAAAGCAGCCUAUCAUCCUGGACGGAAAACAUCAAAUAGUAAGAUUACUGAUUGAACGCGCGCAUAAGGAAGCUGGACAUGCAAAUAACGAACGGGUUGUGAAUGAUCUACGGCAGCUCUACUGGAUCAUUCACCUACGGCCAACGGUGCGCAUGGUGGCUGGCAAGUGUCGCCUGUGUGUAUUGAGGAAAGCGCAACCGAAGGUACCAGCGAUGGGAGAUUUACCGCUGGCUAGGAUCGAGCCUGACCAUCGGCCGAAGGCAUGA
Cydia strobilella is the source of this 3177-nucleotide messenger RNA. RefSeq lists its product as uncharacterized. Lineage: Eukaryota; Metazoa; Arthropoda; Insecta; Lepidoptera; Tortricidae. Gene Ontology annotation, molecular function: nucleic acid binding. Bases 1 to 3177 code for a protein of 1058 amino acids. The transcript is spliced from 2 exons. The record is from RefSeq and is a predicted model, not a curated record.